CAUUUCAGUUAAUAUCGAACAUUUGCGCUGAGUUGUUGCUUUCGUGUCUGACGGAUAAAAAUUCAAAUCGUUGUUACUGAAACAACGACAAAACAUAACAAAAAUAAUAAAUAUACAAUAACAAUAGCAAAAGCAAUAAGCAAUAAACAAAACAAAAAACGUUCGUUACCAUUAAUAACACCGUCGGCAGCAGUUCUUUACCGCGAUCCGUGACUUAGUACAACAGCAGUUGUCUUUUACAUAAAUCACCGCGACUAGACGUCGAAUCGGGCGUUAAAUUGAAAGCUUCAUUAAGGGCUAUAUAGAGUAUACCGCGCGACUUAAACGACAGUGUGUGAACGGUGAAGACGGUGCAGUGUAGGUGAGCAGUAGUGUUUGAGAUUUUGUGUGUUGCGAAAAAAGGUGAAAAUCAGCAACAAAAACAACAACAAACACGAUAUAGCAUUUCAGUGAAAAGCAUCAACUUGCAUUUUAAUACAUAAAUAACCAAGCAAAAAAAGGAAGGAAAAUAUAUUACGUCUAACUCGCAAAAGCUUCAAACCAUCAUCUAUCAAACAUUUAUGAGUAAAUACUAAACAUUUAUGAGACUAAAUAUUACAAAUAACUCUGUGUGAUUUGUGAAACAUUAAAAAAUCGACGUGUACAAAAUGCGCGCUUGGGUUGAAUAUGCAUAAACCUUGGCUAAAUCGUAGAUCUUUAUACGCUGAGCGCGAUCGUGAUGAUCCAACGAUGCACAAUUAUCAUCACAACGGUUUGCACUCUGCAACGGCUCUAAAGCAUAAACAGCAAAGCACGUUGAUGUCGUCGUCGUCGCCGUCGUCGUCAAUGUCGUUGUCAUCGUCGUUGUCGUCGUCGUCGUCGUCGCCAUCCUCAACAACGAACAUUUUACAUAAUUCAAGUAUUGGUUCCAUUAAUUUAGAGGAUUACAUAACCGCUAUGGAGGCACGUACCAAAGCACUAGAUCGUCAACAAUCCGAAGUUGAUGUAUGGGCACAAUUACAACAAAAAGAAUCGGAUAUAUUACUAGCCGCCGAGCUGGGUAAAGCGCUCUUGGAGAAGAAUGAAGAAUUAGUGAAACAGCAUGAGAAACUCAUCGAGGACUAUUCCAUGAAAAUCGAGAAAUUGGAACAAGAAAAACAUGUUUUGCGUCAAAAGCUCGCCAUUGCCGAGGAGGAGAGCGAUCAACGUGUACUCGAACUGCAAUCUGAUCUCAACGAACUCAAAGAUAAAUUACAGGCACAGGAGAAUGCUAUACGCCAAGCGGAGAAGGAGAAGACUAUACUAAUCGAUGAGUUGACACAUCAGAACACGCGCCUCAAUGAGCAAAUACAGGAAGCGCACGCCACCGAACUGAAAUUAAUCUCGCAGAUACAGGAACUUAAAGAUCAGUACAAUUACAGGAACACCAGCUUGCAGGAACACGUGCACAGUCUGGAGUCCAUAAAAACCGAGUUAAACCUCACUACAGAAAAACGCCAUGAUCUUGAGAAACGUUUACAGCACGCACAAGAGGAAAAGGAAUCGCUAACAUCCGCAUUAGAAGAAUCUUCUGAUAGAAUACAUAUGCUAGAGAGACACGCCAGAGAGCAGGAAACAAAAUUAGAGACAACACUGCAAGCACUCGAGAGAUCUCAGCGUGAAAAUAAUGUGCUCAGCGAGCGUUUGGGAGCGGAUGCCAAUUCUAGUGCACAUGGCAAGAAAUCUUUGCAAUUCGAAAUGGAGUGCGAUGAAGAUGACUCCAGUUUCUCAGAUGGCAAGCCCAGUCAAAUUUGUAUUGAGGCGCGCUCUGUCUACAUACAGCUGAAAUCGCUUGUAGACUCUUUGAAAAUCGGACAUGAUGAUGACUCAGGUUUAAAUUCGGACAUAUCGUUAGACUUGGAAUCCAUGGACAAUACGAUUUCGUCAUCCAGUCGCAUCGAAGGUGGCAGUCACACUGAGGCUAUUGAAUUUCGUCCCGGCAUGCUGUCCGCCAUGUCCGAUGAGCUAACGCGCUUGCUGCUCAAUUUGGAUGCCGGCAACUUCAGAAAAAUGCUUGAUCAGACGCGCAAUCUUGUGCUGGAGCAGGAGGACGAAAUCAAACGCAGUCAUCAAUUGAUACAGGAGUUGGAGUCGAAACUCACCGUAACCGAUGUGGAGCUGACGAAUGUGAAGGAGGAACGCGAUCAAGCACGUGGCGAUCUUAUUGACAAUAGUGAUCGCGAUGAAAUGCUCGCUAAAGCACAAAAGGAACGUGAUGCGGCGAAUGAGCGACGCACAAAGGCCGAAAUCGAUUUGGCAAAGACGCGCGUAGACUUAAUGCAGGCCAAUAGCCAAUUGUUGGAGUCCAUACAGCAGAAGGUUGAGUUGUCACAACAGCUGGAACAGUGGCAGAUGGACAUGCAAGAAUUGCUACAGGAGCAAAUGCGUUCAAAGCUAAUCAACAAUCGCAAGGUGGCAACACCAAUCGCUGCCAGUACAAAUACAAGCGCCGCGUCUGCGCUGGCAAAACGUAUGUCCAACUACAAAUUCUGGAGCUUAUUUCAACGGUAAAUUGAGCACACUAUGGAAAUUCUACGCUACUAUAAUUAUACUAAUGUAAAAGUCUUAUUUUUUAUCAAUCUAAUUUUUUUAUGAUUAUUUUUUAAUAUUUAUACAUGAUAUACAAGUUUAUUACAUAGCAAAAUAUAGACACAUACAUACACACAUAUUUAUAUGUUGUAACAUGAAAGAGAUGUUAUAAGAAAAAUAUUGAUUGCAUUUUUAUAUACAUUUUGCUAGUGUAAUGACACAAAUUGAAAAAAAAAAUUGAAAAAAAAAUAAAAAAAAACAUUUACACUUAUGAAUAUAUUUACUUUAACUAACGUUAGACGCUGAUUUUUUGUGAACAUAAAUUUGUUAGAAACCCCCGCGUUUCACAUACGCUUUAUUAACUUUAAUUGUUAAAAUGAAACAAAAAAUCGAAAACUAAAAAAUUCAGCAAAAAGACAUUAAAUGUAUUUUAUUAUUUUAUUUUAUAAACAAAAAAUAUACAUAUAUAAAUAACCGCUAUUUUUAAGCUGCAAAAUGCAAAAAAAAAGGAAACAACAAUUCAAAAUUGUACAAUAGUAGCAACUAGCGCACUUCUUACGAGCGCAUGCGCAAAUUCCAUUCGCUGGAUUAAGCGCGUGCAACUCGUUCGCCCAAAAGACACAUAUCGCUCUACAUUUGUAGUGUUUGCAGAAUAUAUUGUAUAAAUAGCAAGUAAUUCUGGUCAUAAAUCGCUAAAUUUAAAGAAAUUGUCGCCGCUCUUAUAUUGUUUGUUUUCAACACGCUAUAUACCGUUAGAAGCACACUAACACACCACACUUGUGUAUGUAUUAAUAAAAAUUAAAAAAAAGAAGAAAAAUUAUAUAAAUUAAUAAUUAAAUACACUUUAAUAUUAUUUGUUUUAGUGAAAAUGUAAACAAUUAUAUUAAAUAAAUCUACAUAAAUACACACAUACAUACAUACAUGUAUAACAUAUACCUACACUAAUGUAACGUAUAUUAAUUGUAAGUCUCUUAAGUGCAUUAUAUAGUCACCCUUACCGUUAGUUUAGCGUGUUUGGUGAUGUGAUUGUUUAAUUGAUCGUUUGAUAAAUUGUAAUUGUUGACGGCAGCGGCAGCGGCAGCGGCGCAAUAGUUUGUGUAAAACAACAAUAAAAACUUAUUAUAAAGAAAAACAUUUCACUAAGUGUUUAACAUGCAUGCUAAUUAAAAUAAAAAAAAUCUGUGAAUUAAAAAAA
Messenger RNA from Zeugodacus cucurbitae (melon fly), 3742 nucleotides. Its product is annotated as bicaudal D-related protein homolog. Bases 667 to 2529 code for a protein of 620 amino acids. The record is from RefSeq and is a predicted model, not a curated record. NCBI's taxonomy places the organism in Eukaryota, Metazoa, Arthropoda, Insecta, Diptera, Tephritidae. The transcript is spliced from 9 exons.